CCAGACGGGAAGCGAACGAUGGUGCAAUUCCAAAUUGCAUGCAUACCAUUCUAGACGAAAGACGCUAGCUGCCUGCAACCUUUUCGCAAUUAUGUAACUAGAAAGCUUGCGGUGGAGUAAUUUUACGUAGGCUCUCUCUCUGCUUUUUCAUGGCACACUGCUCAACUCUGCUAACUUUAUUUACAAUAACCGAUGAUUCCAAGUAUUUAGCCACUUUUCUAAAGUUACUUGAGAUUAACAGUUGAUCAAUUUCAUGAGAUUAUGAAUUAUUACUGAAUUUUAUAAUUCUGUAUUGCAGAUGACUAUGUCACAUGAAUGUCAUCUUUUAAUCGCACGCCAUCCUGUUUAACCUAUGCUAUACCGGCUAUAAGUUUUGAGUAAAUCACAUUUUUCUAGCUUAGGAGAAGUAAAAUACGAAGAAUUACAUUAUUAUGAGGGGAAAAAUUAAUAGUGGGCUUAUCUAUUAUACUAACUAGAUUUGCCCGACUGACCAAGUGAACUCAACAGGUUUGGCUGGUCGUAGUUGUUUCAUUCAUCUGCUGGUCUCAGUCUCAUCUCGCGAUUCUUUCUCUCAUCAUCAGUAAUGCUAAAUGAUUUUAUGGACUGUGUUGUUGGUUUGAUUGGGAGGAGUAUUGCUAGUCGUGGAUGAAUUGUUGUGUGUGCAAUGUGCACUCUCUGAAAAUUGAGUCAAUUUCCGUGGUUGUGUCAGACGCGUCCAUGAUGAUGAUGUAGCAAGUAAAAUGUUGUUACCACAUCAGUCAGAUUGCUUUGGGUAGGUAUGUAAACUUGGCCUACUAAACUAGCAAAGGCAGAAUAAGCUAUGGUGGUGGUAGUAGUGCGUUACUUCAUUCAGCAGCAACAUCAGGUUAUUGCAUAGCACAAUUGCAAUAUUACCUUAACAGUAGUGCGAAUAAUAUAGGUAUGCCGUAAGAAUAGGCUGUAAAAGUUAUUGUGCAUGCAUUGCAUCAAUCCCAAUCACAAGCCUAAAGAAAAGACGAGUCCGCAUUUCAAUCCCAAAUUGAGCACAAGAAGAAUAUUCUUUACCUUAACACCAAGCUAAACUUGUGGUAGAGCAAGUCAAAGUCGCACAUUGCAAAUAUUUCUGCAAACUCUAACCACGCUUUGCACACACUUUGCUUGGUUUUGUGACUGAAGUGGUCUAAUUCUCAUGAAACCUUCGCUGUGUAGAGUUGUCUCACACAAAAAGUCUCAUCUUUCUUACCCCGUCUCACAUUUGAGUGAGACAGCCUCAUUGCUUGAGUGAGUGAGACGGCCAAAUUCGCAUGCUUGCCUGUAACUGGAGGGGAUUAGUGGAAUAAUUAACUAAUAAAACCUCUUCUAGUGUGCCAAAUACAGGAGAAAAUAUAAACAGACAAAUGCGUAUAAUUUAUUUGAGGAAGCGCAUUUAACCCGUUUCUUCAUCUAUACGUACAAAGCAACCCGAAAAGUCGGCAACGUUCGGAGUGUUGAACUUCCUUCAACUUCCCGAAUCUGAAUCCGGGGUUUUGUCGUUGUUUUGUAAGUGUCUUCUUGUCUGUGGUCUGACCGAGUUUUCCAAAGUGACAGGAAGUUGCUCCACUAACCAACCGGGAAGGAAGGAGACAAGAAGUGAGUGAAUAUAAGGAAGGGAAGUUCUGCUGGUCCAGUGGCCCAGUUUUCACAUUUUCGCCGUUUAUCUUACAAAAUGUUGUCCACCUGUUGACGUGCUGUGAUUACGAACCUCGACCACUCAUCCUUCUAAUCCUCAGUCCUGGUUCACAUAAAUUCAGAUACAACAGAGCAAAUAGCAGAAGUUUACUUAAGUUUGCAUGUGAUUCAUCCGGGUUUAACUGACCCAGCACCACCCCGAAGCCAGAAUUAUUUGAGAGAGGACGAGCCAAAAAACCAAUCAAUAAUAAAUACGGAAACAUAAAGUGACUUCCUGUUUUGCAUUCCUGUGCCGACUCUUGUUCUUCGGUUGGUGCAGCACCCACCAAAUUUCUACGCGGGUCAAGACUUGAAGCAAUUGUUGUUUGCAAACGAAACGCAACGCUGGUACCUCGUGGCGUGCGUGGUAUAAUUAAGCCAACAAUGGACACCGUGCAUAAAUACGCCGUUGUCAUAUACUAAUAAUAGGGGGAAACUCCUUGGAGUGGAUUUGUUGACUUUUCAGAGAAAUUGUUUACAAUAAACUUGCAAACCCGACGACGCCAGAACAAAGCGAACUAACUGCAAAACAGGAAGAGUUUCUCGAAAAUGGCGUCGAUGAUGGAGAGAAAAACUGCUUAUUGGAAAUAAAAUUAGUUUAGCUUUGAUGCCCUCCCCCAACAAUCGAACCCCGCAUUUCGUCACUUCAUCCCGUCCCCAGUGAACCAUUCCAAUUUUCACAGCAUCAUCGGAAACGUCCGUGUCGAGUUUAAGAGAGCGAGGUUACAUAUUAUUGCAGCAGGAAUGAAAACGACAGAAAAGGACGGGGCCCAAGAUGUCCCAUCCACCAUUCCCCGGGUUAAACCCUUGAUCCUUAAAACCCCCACAGAUUCAAGGAAGCUUAUCCAGAAACAACUAGUUAUCCUCCUUCAUUCGCACGCUUGUCUAAAAAAGGAUCUCGCCAAUAGUGCCAAACGAUGCAAUGUGCCCAACUGCUCCAUGAUGCAAGAAGUAUGGCUGCACAUAAAAAAAUGUCGGAUUGGUCCCGACUGUCCCCAUAUCCAUUGUUCGUCCUCUCUGAAAAUAUUGGCUCACUGGAAACAUUGCAAAGAUCCCGAGUGUGCCGUUUGCCAAUUGGUGCGAUUGAAGGGUGCGAAACAAUUCGAGUUGCACACUCAACGGCAGCAAAGUCGCAAAGAGGAAGUGGGGGUGCCCAUGCCAUUCGACACGACGACGAACACCACAGCCAAUCCAAUGUUCUUCUGUGGUACGGGUCAGUCACCUGCUUGUCGUCGUCAAGGUCUGUCUCAUCAUCAAUGCCAAGGCCACCACCAGCCACAACCAGGAAAUAAAGCUGCUGAUAGUUUAGAUUUAUCCUCGCCAUCGUCGUUGUCGUCGUGCAUCAAUUAUUCAUCUGAUUGCAGCCACACACCAACUCGUAAUAGCUCUUGCUGUAACAACCCUUAUCAUCAUCAUGAUUCUCACUCCAGCAAUGAUAGUUACAGUUCCAGAGAUCAUCAUGCUAUUAAUUUAUACCAUAAUGUCGCAGCAACAGCAGCAGCAGCAUCAUCAUCUCGCUUUUGGUCUCAUUCAGAUGGUUCAACUGCAAUGUCACUGGCAAUGAUGGCACCGUUGCGUGUCUCAUUUUCAUCCGAAAAUAAUUUGCCCCAUGAUUGUCCAGUAGGUCAGUAUUUGAGCUUAGGCCCGAAUAAUCCUGAGUCGUCCUACCAUUUCUAUCAUCACCAAAAUAUAGAACCACCUCAGCGUCUGGAUGCUCGGUGUUUAAAUAACUGCUAUUAUGGCCAACUUAAUUGUCAACCGUAUUUUAGCGAAAAGAACGGAGACGAUAAGCUAAAAAUGAUCACCAAACCUUUAGAAACACCUCCUCCUCAUCUCCUGCCGAAGAGACGACCUUUUGAAGACCAGCCAUACACUGAUCAUCCUUGCUCAUUACUGCCAGUCCCUUCUGCCCACGACGUCCGACGAGCUUACGAGCAACUGGGCAUUCCUUGUCCAGUGGAUGCGCUGCAACGCUUAAUGGCCACACUGCCCGGAGGAAUUUGUCUCGUUGAGGAAAACCAAACAUAUUGUUCAAAACUUGAUAAAGGUGUCGUCAGUAAGAUGAGAACCGCGCCUGCAUCCCGUCACCGGGAUGAUGACAACGUCGAUGCUGAUGACGGGAUUCAUGAUAGUACUGAUGAUGAAACCCCAGUGGUAGUGGUAGUGGGAGACCCCACAGACUGAACCUUCUUAAUGAGACACAUAUCAUAUUGAGAGUAGAAAUUGUGGUCAAUAGUCUUCCUAGAUUGUCUAUAUGUUCAUAUAAUAUGUCAUAUUUUAACCUUUGUGAUCAUCAGCUAAAGUUACAAAAUAUAAAGCAACAUUUCAACUUUGAAAAUA
Messenger RNA from Folsomia candida, 4026 nucleotides. RefSeq lists its product as uncharacterized. NCBI's taxonomy places the organism in Eukaryota, Metazoa, Arthropoda, Collembola, Entomobryomorpha, Isotomidae. Gene Ontology annotation, biological process: positive regulation of transcription by RNA polymerase II. Gene Ontology annotation, molecular function: transcription coactivator activity; histone acetyltransferase activity; chromatin DNA binding. The record is from RefSeq and is a predicted model, not a curated record. Gene Ontology annotation, cellular component: transcription regulator complex; histone acetyltransferase complex. Bases 2431 to 3870 code for a protein of 479 amino acids. The transcript is spliced from 4 exons.